Molecule: messenger RNA, 360 nt
Organism: Ilex paraguariensis (yerba mate)
Lineage: Eukaryota; Viridiplantae; Streptophyta; Magnoliopsida; Aquifoliales; Aquifoliaceae
Source: the annotation of a GenBank genome assembly
AUGGAAAACUCUCAUCAAUCUUCAACCUCUGCUAGCUUGUUGAACAAGCCAGGUUCAUCUGCACUGAAUCUUAACUCUUCUAUAGAUCUUUUUGGUGAUGAGAACCUUCAUUCUAUGCCUCAUAUGUUUAUCAUGAAUCCUCAAACUUCUCUGAAUUUUCAGAUUCCCUCAAAUUCUCAAAAUCCUUCAAAUAUGCGAAUUUUUUCAAAAACUCAGAUCCCUUCGUCUGCGAAGAGUGUUCAGCUUCCAGGUGUCCAAUCGAGUGUUCCUGAGUCUAAUGGUUUUCAAACUUCUUUGAAUUGUCAAUUUCCUUCGAGCUCCCAGGUGCCUUCGAUAGAUAGAACUUUUUCGAUCCCGUAG